Messenger RNA from Penicillium coprophilum, 1128 nucleotides. RefSeq lists its product as uncharacterized. NCBI's taxonomy places the organism in Eukaryota, Fungi, Ascomycota, Eurotiomycetes, Eurotiales, Aspergillaceae. The transcript has 3 exons. The record is from RefSeq and is a predicted model, not a curated record. The coding region runs from base 1 to 1128 and encodes 375 amino acids.
AUGCUCGCGCAUGUUCCUUUCGAGAUCGCGAUCAAAGAGGCGAGUGACAAGACAACUCUUGACGGAAAAGACUUCACCCUUGAAGAGAUAGACAACCCUUACCUGCCUGCACUCGCUAAGUAUUUCGAUUCAAAGGGUAAGAUCACAAGCGUCACUGAAGUUCUUCAAUCCGCGAAUCGCGAUUUAGUAAAACGGUCGCCUCCUCUCAGCAAUGGGGAUGGGCCUCCCGCUGAAUCGUGGGCUUGGAACUCAGGCGAUGAUAAGACGACGGACUGGGUCCCGCAGGGAAUCACGAGCUCUGCCGAUGCUUUUGGGAAGGGAACCUGGAAUGACCACGAGGUCUGGAUUGUCAGUUGGUAUCGCAGUGGGGAUAGCGUACGGGUCAGCUUUAUUGAUCGCAAGACAAACAAAUAUCGCCAUGUGAUGCUGGUUUAUCCUACUGCCGACGAUGACUUUGAAUCCAUCAGUAUUCAUGCGGGCGGCAUCGCUUGGUAUGGCAAUGUGCUAUAUGUUGUCGAUACUCAUAAGGGUAUUCGCGCGUUUGACCUGGACAAUAUCUGGGAGGUUGAUAUUGCAGAUGGAGUCGGAAAAACGGCAGACGGACAAGGGUAUUCUGCGGAUGAGUACCGAUAUGUGCUUCCUCAAAUGCGCUCUUAUAACUGGAUAGCCGGCGACGCUUCUCCCUUCCGCUUCUCUUGGAUUUCCCUUGAUCGGAGCGACUCACCAGACACCCUUAUGGUAGGUGAGUUUGUGAGGGACGGGGAAACUUUUGACGACGCCGACAAGACGCCAGUUCCUAUUCGCUAUGUGAAAUACAAUUUGGAUGCGGAUACUAGGCGGCUCCAAACCGAAAAUGGCAUCGCUACCUCAAGCUGGGCGUCCUGUGUCAAUAUACCCAAUGUACAGGGUGCUGUUUCAUACGAGGGCAAGUUUUACAUCUCGCGCAGUACGGGCAGAGCUCCCAAGAAAGGCGACCUUUUCAUUUGGGAAGAAGGGAAGACAGCGACUGAACAAACGGGAUGGUUUUCGGCUGGAAAUGAGGACAUGAGCUACAAUCUUGUUCGCAAGGAGUACUAUACUGUCACCGAGUAUGACCAAGAUCGGCACAUUCUGGCUUAUAAGGUCUAG